Molecule: messenger RNA, 655 nt
Organism: Humulus lupulus (European hop)
Lineage: Eukaryota; Viridiplantae; Streptophyta; Magnoliopsida; Rosales; Cannabaceae
Product: acetyl-CoA acetyltransferase 1-like
Exons: 3
Coding region: 284-568 (94 amino acids)
Biological process (GO): fatty acid beta-oxidation
Molecular function (GO): acetyl-CoA C-acetyltransferase activity
Source: RefSeq, a predicted model, not a curated record
CCUCUCUCUUUCCCCCCGCCGCCAAUGCUGAAAAAAAAAUUAUUAACUUAGUGUGGUAAUGCAAUCAGAUAUAUUGUUUCCUGUGCCUUCUGUUUAGAGGCUUGUACUAUCUAAAUACUCAUUUACUUUCUUGUACAUUUAAGCAACUGGUGUGCAACACUUAUUGUAGUUUAUGCUAUAACAAAACUGGUUUAUUUUCUGUGGGCAGCCUUUUUCUUAUUUUUAUGUGUGUGUGACUAGGGUUUCAGAUUUUAACUUGCCUUAAUAUGGUUUGGUUUUUAUCAUGAAUAGUGAUGGUGCAGCUGCAUUAGUCCUAGUGAGUGGAGAGAAGGCACUUCAACUUGGAUUGCAAGUAAUUGCAAAGAUUAAGGGCUAUGCUGAUGCAGCUCAAGCACCUGAAUUCUUUACAACUGCUCCAGCCCUUGUGAUACCAAAAGCUAUUUCAAAUGCUGGUUUAGAUGCUUCUCAGAUUGAUUACUAUGAAAUAAAUGAAGCGUUUUCUGUUGUAGCUCUAGCCAAUCAAAAGCUGCUUGGUCUUAAUCCUGUGAGUUUGGAGAAAACUAGAUAAUUUCUUUCAAGUUGAUUUACUCUUAAGUCUGAAAUGUAUGCUAUUUUAAAUGUGAUCACUCUUCCAUUUUCUGCAAUUUGUAUAGUC